CUCUCCCAUUUUCGUUAAAUUUCCAAAAGAGGAACUACGAGCUCCAAUGGCGAUGCCGUGUCUAACUACCGGUAGUUCUAUGCUAAAUUGCACCACAACCAUGGCGUUGCCCUCUGCAACCGUAUUGCCUUUAAGGCAGCCAUUUUUGGUUCCUUCCGUAGUUAAAUUUUCUUCUCGUUAUCAUAGUCUGAAGCUCAAUUUCGUCGAUUUUAGCUCUCGCACUCGAGUUUCUGCUGCAGCGGGUGAAUUUGCAGACUCCUCGAAUUGCAAUGAUUCAGUUCACACCUCUGAUAAUCAUCAGGUUGUGGACAUUUCCCCAGAGGAGCGAGAUUUUUCUGGCACACCACAUGUUCCUGUAUAUGUUAUGCUACCACUGGGGACAAUCAAUAUGGAAUGCAAGCUUGUUGAUUCUGAUGAUCUGUCGAAUCAGCUAAAAAUCUUGAAGUCGGUCGGUGUUGAUGGUGUCAUGGUUGAUACCUGGUGGGGAAUUGUGGAGGCCAACAGUCCGCAACAAUACAAUUGGAAAGGUUACAAGAAACUCUUCAAGAUAGUUCGUGGCUUGGACCUUAAGCUACAGGUUGUAAUGUCAUUUCAUGAAUGUGGAGGGAAUGUUGGUGAUGAUGUUCACAUUCCAUUGCCUAAAUGGGUAAGAGAAAUUGGUCAAGGAAACCCCGACAUCUAUUUCACAGACCGAGAUGGAAGACGCAACCCAGAAAGCCUUACUUGGGGAAUUGACAAGGAACGCGUUUUGAAAGGCCGCACUGCUAUUGAGGUCUAUUUUGAGUAUAUGAGGAGCUUUCGUGUUGAAUUUGAUGAGUUCUUCGAGGAUGGGAGCAUUACUGAGAUUGAAAUCGGGUUAGGUGCUUGUGGAGAAUUGCGUUACCCGUCUUAUCCUGCAAAACAUGGUUGGGAAUAUCCCGGUAUUGGUGAAUUCCAGUGCUAUGAUAAGUACCUAACAAAGAGUCUCCAGAAAGCGGCAGAAAUAAGGGGACACUCAUUUUGGGGUAGAGCUCCUGAUCAUGCAGGUUCUUAUAAUUCCCAGCCUCAGGAUACCAAGUUUUUUUGUGAUGGAGGUGAUUACGAUGGCGCCUAUGGCAGAUUUUUCCUUAAUUGGUACUCCCAGAGUCUCAUCGAUCAUGGCGACAGGGUACUAGCCUUGGCCAAUUUGGCCUUCGAAGGUACUCCCAUAUCUGUAAAGCUAUCAGGUAUUCAUUGGUGGUACAAAACUGCCAGCCAUGCUGCUGAACUCACUGCUGGGUUUUACAAUCGGACCAACCGUGACGGCUAUGCCCCAAUUGCUUCGAUGUUAAAGAAGCACGGCACAGCUUUAAACUUCACAUGUGUUGAGUUGCGUACUUUGGACCAACAAGAGGGCUUUCCGGAGGCAAUGGCAGACCCUGAGGGGUUAGUUUGGCAGGUACUAAAUGCUGCAUGGGAUGCUGAUAUACCAGUUGCAAGUGAAAAUGCUCUGCCUUGCUAUGAUAGACAAGGGUAUAACAAGAUAUUGGAACAUGCCAAACCAAGGGAUGAUCCUGAUGGUAGGCAUUUAUCUGCUUUUACCUACCUCAGGCUUAAUCAAGCUCUCCUUCAUGAACACAACUUAAGGGAAUUCCAACUAUUUGUCAAGAGAAUGCAUGGCGAAGCUGUGGAGGGCCUUUAGCACCGAAUCUGAAUCAACUACUAAUCCGUUUUUCUCGGUCUUGUAUCAUAAGUCGACAAAAAUUCAAGGCACGGUACCAAUAUGAGUUUUAGGUUACACGGAAGAAAGAUAAACAUAUGGGAUUCCAAGAGAUCCUAAAUGAUUUUUCUCCCCAACGCUGCUCCUCUUCCCCGCAUUUAGGCAUCAUUUGAGGCUUCAUGUUGACAAUAUUACUUCAAUAAUUGCAUGAUCAUCAACUUCUUGUCUGAUAGCAUUUAUUUUUUUGUCUAUAUUUUGUA
Cynara cardunculus var. scolymus (artichoke) is the source of this 1938-nucleotide messenger RNA. Its product is annotated as beta-amylase 2, chloroplastic-like. Bases 47 to 1660 code for a protein of 537 amino acids. The record is from RefSeq and is a predicted model, not a curated record. Gene Ontology annotation, biological process: polysaccharide catabolic process. NCBI's taxonomy places the organism in Eukaryota, Viridiplantae, Streptophyta, Magnoliopsida, Asterales, Asteraceae. Gene Ontology annotation, molecular function: beta-amylase activity. The transcript is spliced from 10 exons.